GCAUUUCCGUACGUGCUUCCGUGAAGUUGAUCUGGAUUGUUUAUACGCGCUGCUUCCCGCGUGCUGGUCUGACAGCUAGUUAACGGGAGCUAGUUAACGGGAGCAGCUGGAUGUUAACGGAGGGUGGAGGAUGAUAAAGACGGAGAAGACGCUGCACCUGAAGAGCUGCCGGGGCCGGACGGUGCGGGUGGUCCGGGAGCACUACCUGAGGGAGCGGGUUCCCUGCUACAGCUCUCUGUGCCAGGCGGACUGUGACCACGGCGGUAAAGUCCUGCCUGGAGAUCUGACCCACUACGUGAUGCCGGAUGCCACGGUGGUGGUGGACUUCCUGGAGAUCCUAGAGUUCAGACAGCUGCAGGGCAUCGUGUUCACCCAGACGGCCUGUGAGGCUCUGCAGAGCAAAGGACGAAGGUACUACAACAGACUGCGAAACCUGGUUAAAGACCCCCGACACGACUGUGUUCUGUUUGCUAACGAGUUCCAGGAGUAUUCAUAUUGUCCACGGGAGAAGGGAGAGAGCCAGGACAAGUGGAUGACCAGGUGUGUGUACUCGGCUGCUGUGUGGUACUACAACCACCUGGCAGGUAUGAUGAGCAUGGUGAUGAUCACUGAGGACCAGGAGGCCGUGGCUCAGUACAGCAGCCUGAACUCUGGAGUGUUCGUCAUCUCCAUCCAGGAUUAUUUGCAGAACUUCUGGCCGGAGCUGCAGGCGGCUCAUGAACUGUACAGCUCCAUAUCUCAGGUUCUCCAGGAGAAGGAGGGCGAAGACUCCCAGAAAGAGUUCAGCGAGCAUCUACCUGCUGAAGUCCUGGAGGCUGGAAUCAAGUCUGGACGCUACAUCCAGGGAACUCUGAAUGUGAGCAAACAUCGAGCGCAGAACGAAGCUUUCAUCACCACGGAGGGUUUAUCCAGCAGGAACACAGAUCUGAGCUCAGACGUGUUGGUGUUCGGCGGUAAGCAUCGUAACCGAGCCGUGCACGGCGACGUGGUCGUGGUGGAGCUGCUGCCGAAGAGCGAGUGGAGAGGAAGGACGACGUCUCUGACCGAAGGACAAGGAGACGAGAAGACCGAGGACGACGACAGCAGCGCCAUGCCGACAGGCCGUGUGGUGGGGAUCCUGCAGAGGAACUGGAGGGACUACGUGGUGACUUUCCCCACCAGAGACGGGACUCAGAACCAGAGCAGGAACUCUCAGCGGAUCCUGGCGAUCCCGUGGGACCGUCGCAUCCCCAAGAUCCGGAUCAGCACGCAGCAGGCUGAAGCUCUGCAGGACCACAGGGUGGUGGUCCGGAUGGACUCCUGGGACAGCACCUCUCUGUAUCCCAACGGACACAGCGUUCGGGUUCUGGGUCGAGCCGGAGAGCUGGAGACGGAGGUCCAGACCAUCCUGAUGGAGAACUGCAUCCACGUUCCUCCCUUCUCAGACGCUCAGCUCAGAGAGAUGCCGCUGAACUCUCCUGAGAAGCCGUGGAAGGUGGAUCCGGUGCAGGUGAGGCGGCGCAGGGACCUCAGAGGGACUCACCUGGUGUUCAGCAUCGACCCGCGGGGCUGCGAGGACGUGGACGACACGCUGUCGGUGCGACGCCUGGCUGAUGGAACGCUGCUGGAGCUGGGAGUCCACAUCGCCGACGUCACGCACUUUGUUCAGGAAGGUUCUCUGACCGACCUGGAGGCAAGAACGAGGGCAACCACCUACUACCUGGCCGACCGGCGCUACGACAUGCUGCCGGCGGUGCUCAGCUCAGACCUCUGCUCCCUGCUGGGGGGAGUCGACAGGUAUGCGAUGAGCGUCAUGUGGGAGCUGGACGCUCACACUCUGGCCGUCAACAAGGUGUGGUUCGGGCGGACGCUGAUCCGGUCCUCCUACCAGCUGCACUACGAGCUGGCCCAGGCGCUGCUCAACGGGGAACCGGCCGACGUACCGGAGCUGGAACAGGUCGGUUCUGAAGAGAAGGACGCCAAGUUAGCAGAACUCACCCAGGCUCUGGAGAUGCUGACUCACAUAGCCCGUCACCUGAGAGCUCAGAGGGACCGAGGAGGAGCUCUGGAGCUGGAGGGGGUGGAGGUUCGUGCUCAGCUGGACGAGGACAGGAACAUCACAGCUCUGGUUCCCCGUCAGCCUCUCGAGGUCCAUGAGACGGUGGCAGAGUGUAUGAUCUACGCCAACCACUGGGUGGCGCGCAAGAUCCAGGAAACCUUCCCCUCCCAGGCCCUGCUGAGGCGUCACCCACCUCCACGACAGGAACUGUUCAGACAGCUGGUGGAAACCGCCAAGGCCCAGGGCUUCACCGUGGACACCAGGACCAACAAGGCUCUAGCCGACUCUCUGGACCGGGCCGUGGACCUCCAGGACCCCCUGGUGAACCGGCUGCUCAGGAUGAUGGCCACCCAGGCCAUGUCCCAGGCCAUGUACUUCUCUACUGGGGCCCAGCCUCAGGACCAGUACUACCACUACGGUCUGGCUCUGGAUCGCUACACUCACUUCACCUCACCCAUCCGUCGCUAUGCCGACAUCAUCGUUCACCGCCUCCUCACCGCCGCCAUCGCCAUGGAUACAGGGGCGGAGCCUAAAGCACCGGGCAGCAACAAGGAAGUGGAGGAGACGGCUCAUCACAUCAACAGCAAGAACAGGGCGGCUCAGAGAGCCCAGAACUUGUCCAUGGCGUUGUUCCAGUGUCUCUACUUUAAAGAAAAAGACCCUCAGACGGACCCUCGCUGUGUGGCCAACGCCGUCAUCUACGCCAUCAGAGACAACGGAGUCCUGGUCUUCAUCCCAGAGUACGGGGUGAAGGGUCCGGUCUACCUGAGGAACAAGGAGGGUCAGGUGGUGUCGGUGGGUCCAGACGGAGGCUGUGAUUGGCAGAGCGGCUCCGUACGACGGCACCUCGACCGGAUCAGCACCGAGUCGGUCGGCGGCAGCGCCACCUUCAGGCUGUUCGAACACGUCACAGUCCGGAUCUCGGUCCAGUCCUCCAGCUGCCACGCCGACUCUCUGAACCUGGAGCUGAUCAGGAACCGGCCUCACGGCGGCCCCGAGGCCCAGCGAGGCCCCUCUCAGGGCCGGGGCCAGCUGGUCCAGGAGGUGGUCCAGGAGGCGGUCCGGCUGGUCCAGGAGGCCCAGCAGAGGGAGGCCCGGCCCAGACUGUCCAAGGAGGAGAAGGAGUUCAGUCAGACCCGGACCCCCAACCUGUACUCUCUGCUGGAGGAGGUGAGGGAGCUGGCUCUGAGGGACCUGGACCUGGACCUGGACCGGCCCCAUCCGGUCUGUGCCACCACGGCUUAGAGAACACGGGAAGGUCACGUAUGACCGCCGGGAACGACUCAGGUCAGAACAAUGAACAUACACUGGAAUGACUCAGAACCAGCAGGAGACGUGGUUCUCUUUCAGAUGGUUUCAUUCUAACGCUCCAGAAUCACAUUAAACACGUCUUUUUUUAGAUUUUACUGAAUUUACUUCCUUUAGUUCUAGUUGGAGCCGAAAUAUUCAGGAUCACAGAACCAGAACUUCCUGCAUUUUGGUGGAUUUUUAUCAACUCUGAAUUAUGAAUUUAAAGCCCAAACUUCUGUUCAAAUCAUCAAACGUUACAGCGCCCCCUGGUGUUUUAAACUGAAUGUAUUUCUGUAACUAGCCCAGCUGUUUCUGCUUGAUUCUGGCCUCUAAUGUGUAAAUUAUGGAUAAAAUUCUGCUUUUUUGGACCCUCUCAAAGUGUGUAAAUGAAGACUGUAGAUAUUUUUAUUGUACAUUUAAAAAAGCAGUGUUUGGAUGCUGAUUAAUCUGUGGUUCUUUGAUUAAAAACUUUGAGAGUCA
Acanthochromis polyacanthus (spiny chromis) is the source of this 3808-nucleotide messenger RNA. RefSeq names its product DIS3 like exosome 3'-5' exoribonuclease (gene dis3l). Gene Ontology annotation, molecular function: RNA binding; 3'-5'-RNA exonuclease activity. The coding region runs from base 131 to 3283 and encodes 1050 amino acids. The record is from RefSeq and is a predicted model, not a curated record. The transcript is spliced from 18 exons. Lineage: Eukaryota; Metazoa; Chordata; Actinopteri; Pomacentridae. Gene Ontology annotation, biological process: rRNA catabolic process. Gene Ontology annotation, cellular component: cytoplasmic exosome (RNase complex).